Molecule: messenger RNA, 1341 nt
Organism: Choloepus didactylus (southern two-toed sloth)
Lineage: Eukaryota; Metazoa; Chordata; Mammalia; Pilosa; Megalonychidae
Gene: C9H2orf66
Product: chromosome 9 C2orf66 homolog
Exons: 4
Coding region: 112-441 (109 amino acids)
Source: RefSeq, a predicted model, not a curated record
GCUUGUCCUGGAUUUUGUUAUGAAGUAUUGGAACCAAAGCAACUUCACAACUCAUCAAGUCAAUUCCUCUACCCUACUAUUUACUACAGAUGACAUUUAUUCAACAAGGGGAUGCUUGUUGAAUAUCUCUCAGCAUCACUCCAUCAUGCCCAAGCACUUCUGCCACUGUGUGUUGCCCUAAUGCUACUUGGCCAUAUGCAAGGAGCCACAGUGAGAAAUGAGAAGUGGAAGCCUCUCAACAACCCCAGAAACCGAGAUCUGUUUUUCAGAACCCUUCAGGCAUAUUUUAAGGGAAGAGGUGUUGAUCUUGGGAGGUUUCUAAAUACCUCCUCCAUGAACGAGCAUCCCAGACCUCUCUCUUUCCAAUCAGAACUUAUUGCUUCUGCAUUUGCAGAUUAUGAAGAGCAGAAAAACUCCUUCCCCAAUUAUUUCAAAGGCUGAAAUUUCCUUUUGAAUUCAGGUGUCUGGCUAUUUUAAACUAUGGAUGGAGCUUCUCAGUAGAGAAAGUCACCCACAGCUAUAGCCAAACUUUUCUUUUUCUUCAUUUUUAUUAAUCAAUUUGUAAUGAUUUUACUGUAUGUUUCCAGAUUUACAUAUAAAUAACUGAACCUUUGGGACAUAUCUGACUUCUGUGCAUAUUUUUGGAGUGUUUUCCCCCCUCUAGCACCAUAAAAAUUAUGUAGAGCAUCAUUUGUAUUUGCAAGAGUUAAAAAAAAUCAAGUUAAAAGAUAGGAUAAUCUUCUGAAUUCUAUGUCUCUUUAAAGCUUGACUUUCAUUAAACUUGUCUUUUACAUUUAUUACUUUUUAUCAUUCGAUAUUUUUAUUAGGAAGGGAAUUUGCUGUAUUUUUGUGAAAUAGGGGUUUGAACUAUAAACACUUUUAAACUUUUUUCUAAAAAGAAGUUAUGUUCCCACUGUCAGCAUAUGGUAUUGAAAGACUUCACAGCUUCAGUUACGUAAUAAAUGAGGAUAAGUGAUAAAUAUCCACAAUUAAGUUGAAAUGAAAAGCAAAGAAAUACGGGAUCCUCCGAGUUGCAGUAUCUCUGGGAGAUGCUUUCUGCCACGACAUUCAGAGGUGGACAUUGUCCUACACCAAAUAUCCUAGCUACAACCAAGCUCUCACUCUCUUGCAUACAACUGCCUCAAGAAGAGAGGAGAAAAGGGGAGAGUUCCCUCCUCCCUCUGGCUUAGGCUGAAUUAGUCUGAUUCCCCUGUUCUCAUUCUGGAUCUUUACAAAUAGCGGCAUUUUUUUUUUCUGUGCUUCCUGCAAAAUAAACAUUUUACUGGAGUGUGAAUAUCAGUGUCCAAAUGAUACUAGUAUGUACUUUCCAAAAAAUUUUUC